Dreissena polymorpha is the source of this 4629-nucleotide messenger RNA. RefSeq names its product BTB/POZ domain-containing protein 8-like. The record is from RefSeq and is a predicted model, not a curated record. Gene Ontology annotation, molecular function: protein binding. NCBI's taxonomy places the organism in Eukaryota, Metazoa, Mollusca, Bivalvia, Myida, Dreissenidae. The transcript is spliced from 10 exons. Bases 413 to 2512 code for a protein of 699 amino acids.
CAGAGCUCUGUACACUGAAGAUGAUGUAGCACCUGCACUUCAAAAUCUGCAAGCAUUAAUUGGUCAACAUCCCACCAAUGAGAGCCAGCCUUGGCUGGAUGCAGCCAAUCAGACUGGAGUACAGUCUGGCACAGUUCAUUCUACCAUAUCAUCGACAGAUUAUUUCGCAAAUGGAAGAAACUCAAACUUGUUUUCACAUACAGAUACUGUUUGUUACAUUAAUGUUUCAAGCCAGGUGGCUGUUGAUGGAACAUUCAGACAUGAUUUUGAUAAUAAUAUUCAUGAAAUAUCAGAGAACAUAACUAACACAAGUCUUGAUAAAGCAAAGAAGGAGACAAGGUUUUUUAGCCAAUUUUCAGAAAAUUUGGAACAAAGUCAGUCAGAUGAAGUUUGUAACAAUUGUGUUGACUUUAUGGGAUCCAAUAAUGGAACUGUUCAACACAAUUUUUCAGAUUCAAUCGGUGGUGACUUUGAAUCAAAUAGAUUAUGUUGCAACCAUGCAGGAGAUAGAGAUGAAGAAGAACUGAGUAAUUCACUUGAAUUUGUGUAUAAACAAAAAGCACAGGAGCUUGUCAAAAAGGUGAUUGUAGAUGCUAAAAAGAUGGUGACUUCAUGUUACACUAAUGUAUGUAUUGAUAAUAGUUCCCGUGCGUUGAAUGGUUUUGAACUUGAAACCACAGGCUCUGAAUCUUUACCAUCAGUAUUACUUACAGUAAUGGAGAAGAAGGAUGAUUUAACAGAUGCAGAUAUGCAAUCAUGCAAAGACUGUGAUACUUCAAGCAGUGUGAACAAUGGGCUUAUGACACAUGCAGAUAAUAUAAACGCAUCAAAUAUAGAACCAAGUUGCAUUGCCGAAAAACGUGGACCAGUGUUGAGGCCUAAGGAUUCAAGUGCGGGUAUGCAAGCUUUGUUGGAGAAGCAGUUAGGAGUGCUGAGAAGGGUUGAGGCGUGUUGUAAGCUGGGAGAGGACUUGCUGAGCAUGUUGCUGGCGGAGACAGACUGUGACUUUGUCAUUGAAGUUAAUGGGACCAAAAUACGAGCGCACAGGUGUGUUUUAUCUACAAGAUCGGAGUAUUUUGGUGCCAUGCUGAGCAAUUGUUGGAGGGAAACGGACAGUCAAAUGAUGUGUAUUGAAGGGGCUAGCAUAGCAGACGUGUGGCAGAUGCUAUUCUACAUAUACGGUGGUUGCGUCGAUAUCGACCCGAGGGUUGAAAUGCACUCCAUGGCAAAACUUGCUGAUAUGUACGCAUUGGAUAGGCUUCGGGACGUUGUAACCUUCAACCUUACACGGGACUACUGUCACUUUUUUCACAAGCCCUGCAAGGAAUGUACCAAGCAAGUACCAUACGCACUAGCAUGUGCUGCCAGUUUUAAUAUGCCAGACCUUCGAGACAAGUGCGUGAAGUGGAUCAACAAGCAUCUUGCCCAAGUGUGGAACACCAAGGAACUGCUCACGUUGCCCAGGGAGAUGCUGGAAAUGUGCCUGAAAGUGGCUGUAGAUGAUCUGUCGGUGGACACAGUUCUGGACACAUUAUUGACAUGCUGCCAGUUGAACGAGAAGACGCCCAGAAGUAUCAAGUGGAUCGAGCCCAUGUUUGGAAUGAUUGAGGAUCUCAAGGAAGCUGCCAUCAAGUUUGCCAGUUCUAACUUCGUCAAUCUUAUAUCCAACACUAAUCUGCGAAGGCUGGAUGAGAGGAGCCUGACCUUCAACAAGCAGCCUAUAGAGGACAUCUUUACCCUGAUCAUCAAAACUCUCAGCCCAGAUAUGGCCUGCAGGGCCUAUCUUGCAGUGCACAAGUGGGUGAAGACCAUAGAAACAUUGAGAAAUGACACAGAAAGUGCAAAAACCUUUAGUGAGGAGUUCGAGUCCUUGAUUGAGAACUUGUUCAGGACCUGCGAGGAACAGCUCUGUACCAACAUACAGCUUGUUGUGGACACUGCAGAGUGGGACCUCCUAUCUGCAGACAUGCGGGACACAGUUAAACAAAAUGCUGGUUACAUUCAAAUUGGGUCUACCAAGCCAAAGAUGGGGAGACCAAAACUAAGCAGUGACAACAGAAAGAAGACAUCAGCAGAGAAGGGGAUGUCAAUAAAGGAGUAUUUCGAAUGUCACACUGGUCACCUCCAGAUACCUCAGCCUGCCAAAGAACGCCAUGACAAAUCCCACCACAACACUCAAAGCCAUAGAAAGACACAAGUCAUAAAAUCUGGGUCUACAGAAACAAAAACAAGGAGAAAAGAAAAAAGGAAAUCAGUCGAGAAAAUCUCAGACACCCAAAAGAGAAAUAAGUCAACAUUCAAAAGCCUGAAAGUAAAGAAACCUUCACAAGAAAAUGGGAUUGAAACUGAAGAAAACGCAAGUAAUUGUAGUGCUGAUGAAGUUGUUCUUCUACAGCCAAAUGGGCGUCUUAUAGAUAUUGAUGCAAUAGAGCCCUUUCAACGCCCAGACCCAAUCGUGUUUGAACCGGAUAUAUUGUUGCCAAGCUUUGAAGUUACUUUUACAAUCGGUUGAUUUAAGGCAUCUGGAUCUUAAGUGUACUUUACUUUCGUGGAUGGCUUGAUUGACUUUCUGCACUAUCUGUUAAAGAAUUGUUUUGUGUGUUUAAUCUUCAACAUGUAAAAUUUCUCUGGUAGUUUUGCAAAUGUUUAGUUCUCAAAAGAUUAUCUUGUAAGUUAACAUUACAUUGUACUGAUAUCAAAGUCAAGAUUUCUUUAUGUUCUUGAAUCUGCCCCUGUUCAGCUACUUGUUUUAGUUGAAGCAGUUGUGUUUUUUUAUGCCCCCGGAUCGAAUGAUCGGGGUAUAUUGUUUUUGGCCUGUCUUUCUUUCUGUCUGUCAUUCUGUCCCAAAACUUUAACCUUACAGUAAAGUUUUGCAAUAACUUUUGAAAUAUUGAACAUUGCAACUUGAUAUUUGGCAUGCAUGUGUAUCUCAUGGAGCUGCACAUUUUGAGUGGUGAAAGGUCAAGGUCAUCCUUCAAGGUCAAAGAAAACAAGGGCUGUUUGUAAAACAUGCAUGCCCCCCAUAUGGGCUGUCCGUUGUAGUGGCAGCCAUCGUGUGAAUACGUUUUUUGUAACUGUGACCUUGACCUUUGACCUAGUGACCUGAAAAUCAAUAGGGGUCAUCUGCGAGUCACGAUCAAUGUACCUAUGAAGUGUCAUGAUCCUAGGCAAAAGCGUUCUUGAGUUAUCAUCCGAAAAUCAUUUAACUAUUUCGGGUCACCGUGACUUUGACCUUGUGACCUCAAAAUCAAUAGGGGUCAUCUGCGAGUCAUGAUCAAUCUACCUGUGAAGUUUCAUGAUCCUAGGCAUAUGCGUUCUGGAGUUAUCAUCCGAAAACCAUUUAACUAUUUCGGGUCACCGUGACCUUGACCUUUGACCUAGUGACCUCAAAAUCAAUAGGGGUCAUCUGCAAGUCAUGAUCAAUCUACCCAUGAAGUUUCAUGAUCCUAGGCGUAUGCAUUCUUGAGUUAUCAUGCGGAAACCAUUUUACUAUUUUGGGUCACCGUGACCUUGACCUUUGACCUAGUGACCUCAAAAUCAAUAGGGGUCAUCUGCGAGUCAUGAUCAAUCUACCCAUGAAGUUUCAUGAUCCUAGGCGUAUGCGUUCUUGAGUUAUCAUUUAAAAACCAUUUUACUAUUUCGGGUCACCGUGACCUUGACCUUUGACCUAGUGACCUCAAAAUCAAUAGGGCUCAUCUGCCAGUCAUGAUCAAUGUACCUAUGAAGUUUCAUGAUCCUAGGCCAAAGCGUUCUUGAGUUAUCGUCUGACAACCACCUGGUGGACGAAUCGACCGACAGACCGACAUGAGCAAAGCAAUAUACCCCCUCUUCUUCGAAGGGGGGCAUAAAAAAAGCCGCGCAUUAGGGGGCAUUGUGUUUCUUACAAACACAUCUCUUGUUUAUUUAUCUUAUUCAAUUGCUUUCCAUGGAUAAACUUGCCAAUAAAAACGUGAUUUAGUUUGACAUAAGAAUAAGGUACGUGAAUACUUCAGAUUGUUUUGUUAAUUUCAGUAUAAACCCAAUCCUUUCAGAUUGUUUUGAUAAUUUCAGGUUAAACCCAAUCCAAGGCUAAAGAAAUGUGUUAACAAUGUUGAUAAAAAAAAUUGAACUUAAUUAUCAAGCCGUUUUAAGAAAAAGACCAGUAUGGCAUAUAGCUAAUGUUAUGUCCGUUUGUAGAUUGUGCUUAGAGAUUGCAAGUUCAAUCCUUUAUUAAUUAAUUAUUAAUUAAGAGCGAUUACUCACAGUCUCCUUGCAUUAAAGAAAGUAAUAGUGCUGGUUUUAUGCAGUACACUCCAUUUUGUCUAUUAAUCUUAUAAAAAAUAGUUGAAUAUGGCUUUAAACUGACUAAAUGAAAAGAAAUGAAAAGAAGAACAUCUACAAUAUUUUUCAGAUCAAAACAAGAUUUCUUUCUUCUUUUUUUUGCUCAGAAUAGUUUUUUUAAAUUCCUUAACCUCAAUACAAAUGCUUAUAUAACGAGUGAUUAGUUGCACAGUAAACUGUUUUACUUUGCGUAGAAUUGUUUUGUGAUAAUUUAUUGUGAUAUUUUUACCCAUAUUUUUUGUUUUACAUACUUUCACGUAAAUCUUUUGUUUUAUUUACAAGUGUUUUUACAAUAAACAAUGAACAUUG